AUGUUGAAGAGCCGAUCCGGACUCAAAGGAAUUACACGAUGGGCAGUAUCCAGACGGCGUGGAUCUGGAGGUUCUGGUUCAAGCAUAGUUAGCCCUGGGAGCAACGGAGACGUCAAACAAGAGUUGGAACAUGUUCUCAGCCUUUCGAACCUAAUUAGCCGUGAUAGUGCCGAGUCGCCAGACAUCGUUCAGCCAUCAGAGGGUUCGGACCGUAAGGUAAGCAAGUCGGGAGAAGAUAAACUUUCUCAGUUUCAUCCAGCAUCGGGCAACGGUCCCAUGUACACUAAAGAAGUGGACCAGCUGUUAGUGGGGGGAAAGAAGCGAAACCCGGCAGAUUUGAGGUCCGACAAUGCUCAGUCAAGGUUUCGAAAGUCAGCAGCGGGUGCGCUGAGGUCUGAAUUUCGCAUCAACGCAGCUAAAGUUGGUUUCGAACCCAUUCAAAGCGACGGCACAGAUUCCGAUGCCCUGCCUCCACGUCUGUGUCACGAGCUCGAACGGGUGCUGUUUCAGCCGAUGAAUUUUCACACAUUACAAGAUAGUCGCUCGGGAACUUUCAAUUUCAGUUCGUGGCUCGAGGACAUCAUCCGGGUCGACGACUUCGACUUCGAAGCUGUAUCGGAGUUUAUAACUGCAUCCAAAGACCAGAAUAUGCUCAAAUUGGCAGAACAGCAUGACAAAUGCUAUUAUUCCUCAACUAGUUCAAUGACCGGGAUUCUGUCGCAUAUGCAUUUCUUGCUGUCCAACUUCCGCAAGACGAACAUGUCCAUGAUCUCAAAGCAUUUUAGCGAGCAGUCCGCACAGUUUAGUUGGGGAGCUCAAUUGCCAGCCGUUGUUAUAAUGAAGCGAAUGAAUAAUAUUAAUAAUAAUAAUGGUGUGUUUUCUAUUGACUCUGACAAAUCUUCCGAUCGCGAGAUCAUCUUGUCUCUUUUGGGCCACGCAUUGGAAACCGUUCUUACAACUGAAGAGGAACAGUUUAAAAAGACAUUUGACAAGACGACUAAGACAUACAAGGCGAGCGGUGUGAAGCCUGCUGGCACAUAUCACUACUCUAAAAUCGAAGAUUUCGUACUGCGAUCUCAACUUGACGCUUACCAUCCAAAAUUACCUGGAACCGGUGUUUUUGAUCUCAAAACUAGAGCUGUUGCAGCUGUGAGACACGAUAUUGCAUAUGUCGAAGAGAAUGAUAAUUACACGGGUUAUCAGAUUCAGCAAACACUUGGUCAAUUUGAGUCUUUUGAGAGGGAGCUUUUUGAGUUGAUCAGAAGUACAAUGCUUAAGUAUUCUUUGCAAGCUCGCAUAGGCCGCAUGGACGGAAUUUUUGUUGCAUACCAUAACAUUUCUAAAAUGUUCGGUUUUCAGUACAUGCCAUUGGAGGAAAUGGAUCACAUACUGCACAGUUACGCUUGCCCAAAUUUCAAGAAAGUCUUAGAAGAGCGCAAUAAUUCUUUAAAAGCGAUUUUUGGUGAAGAAACCUUCAUUGUGAAACAUGAUUAUGCUUGCUUUGAUCGCGAUAUUACAUCGAAGAUUGCAGAUACUGAGUUUAAGAUUUCGAUGUCACUAUUGAAUAAGAUACUUAAAUUAGUAGAGAGUGUUUUGCCACCCCAGUUCCACUCAUGUCGCUUGGUUUUCAAAGCCGAGAGGAAAAAAUUUGUGGAUAAAGACGGAGUUGCCCACAGAAGACCAGUCUUGAACGUUCUCAUAGCUCCCUUAACGAAAGGUCAGACUGAUCAAUUUCAGCAAGCAGACUUAAGAAAGGAGUAUUUGCAAGAUGGCGAGAAAAUCAACGAGUAUCUGCAAAAAACAAGACAGCUCAAUAAGGAAACAACCAAAAAUUUAAUGGGCUUCCAAAUUUCUGUAGAUCAUGAAGCUCAUCAUCAUCCCAACACGCUAGUCAACCCUCGUAUUGCUAGCAAAAAGUCUAAUGUCUUGGAUGAUAAAGCCAAAGAAUUUGUAAAGGAUAUCACUCGCAGGGACUUCUACAAAGACUCGGCAGCUUGGAAGCACAUACAGUUUUUUCAUCCGUUAGACGUUCUCAAGUGGACUCCCAAAUUCACUGUGCAGCAAAUAACAAAUCAGGACAAGGUGAACAAGUUGUACAUGACCUAUCUUGACGACAAGCUAUCGGCGUUGAAGGGUCAAACUGUGUCCAAAAAAUCGACCAAAUCAACACAGGAAGUUAUUUCCGAGCGCAUACGGAAAUUUAUGACCGGGGACGAAUUAGAUUCAAAUGACAACAAAGGACUCGAUGACGAGACUGACGUAUCCCAGCUACAGGCAGUUUUGAGAGCUUACUCUAAAAAGGGAGAGUUAAUGAAUAGGCGCCAGAAAUGA
This is a messenger RNA of Lachancea nothofagi CBS 11611, 2331 nucleotides long. The record is from the annotation of a GenBank genome assembly. Lineage: Eukaryota; Fungi; Ascomycota; Saccharomycetes; Saccharomycetales; Saccharomycetaceae.